Molecule: messenger RNA, 2194 nt
Organism: Papilio machaon (common yellow swallowtail)
Lineage: Eukaryota; Metazoa; Arthropoda; Insecta; Lepidoptera; Papilionidae
Product: inositol polyphosphate 5-phosphatase K-like
Exons: 10
Coding region: 71-1738 (555 amino acids)
Biological process (GO): phosphatidylinositol dephosphorylation
Cellular component (GO): plasma membrane; cytoplasm; ruffle
Molecular function (GO): phosphatidylinositol-4,5-bisphosphate 5-phosphatase activity
Source: RefSeq, a predicted model, not a curated record
CUGUCAUAUUUUUGUUGAUAAUAUAUUAAGUUAAGCUUAUGCGCUGCUCAGAUUAAAGAAAUUGUUAAAAAUGGAUACCUUAAGGUUUUAUUUUGUGACCUGGAAUGUGGCUACUAAGUCUCCAGGUCAAGACUUGAAUUCCUUAUUGGAUUUUCCAUCACAAUUUAAUAGAAAUAAACCUUUACCAGAUUUCUAUGUUAUUGGUCUACAAGAGGUCAAAUCGGCUCCUCAGAACAUGGUAAUGGACAGUUUGUUCACUGACCCAUGGACAUCUACCUUUAAUAAGAUACUAUGUAGACAAGGCUUCAUCAUUGCAAAGACAGUAAGGCUGCAAGGCAUCUUACUGAUAGUGUAUACACAGCUGAAACAUGUUACACAUCUUCGGGAUAUUGAAGCUCAAUAUACUAAAACUGGAUUUGGAGGCCUAUGGGGGAACAAAGGUGCGGUUAGUGUGAGGUUCAAUAUCUAUGGUUGUUCAGUGUGCCUUGUAAAUUGUCACCUUACAGCACAUGAACAUUUACACCAUCAUCGUGUUACUGAUUACAACACAAUAGUAAAUAACCACACAUACCAUGUCACGGAAACUACCCAUAUUUUGUACCAUGACUAUGUGUUCUUCAUUGGAGAUUUGAACUGUCGUCUUGAUCAUCCGUCUGGUGAAAGCCCUUCAGCUGAAGAAAUUGCUGCCCAGUUACAAGAGGUAGAAAAAGAUAAAUAUGCAUCACUGCUCAAAUAUGACCAGUUGUAUGCUUCCCAGGAAUUAGAUGAAGCAUUCGUUGAGUUAACGGAACCUGAGAUUAGGUUCCCACCUACCUACAAGUAUAUAUUGGGCACAGAUGAUUAUGAUCUCAAGAGAAAACCAUCAUGGACGGACAGGAUACUGUACAAAGUUGUACCAAAUAAUUACGAGAACAUAACUCUGAGAGCGGAUUGCUUAAGUUACAAUGACCUACCACAUUACACAGUUAGUGACCAUAAACCCGUGGUAGCAGUUUAUACCAUCAAGGUUCAGAGGCUCCUCACUCGCUCCCUGCUGGCUGAUGUCCCGAGAGCAGCACGCUCUAUGAUCAGAAUGCGGACCGCUCUCGUCAAGCCUUCGGAUACCUCUAAAGACGAGGCGGGCACUAGCACUCCUGAUGUCCCUGAAGGUGAAGAAAUAGAAGAAGUAUGUGAUAACGUAGAUGGCGUCUUCGUCUCAGAUGAGGUGAUGGCAAAUUAUACAGAGAAGACGGUGGAAUUCGCACCCGUUGUGAGGAUCUGGUACAUCGGGGACGCGGACUUUAGGACGCAGUGCACGUUGUCACCCGACGUUGAAAUAAACCCUAAUGAUUGGAUCGGCAUUUACGAUGCGGAUUUCCAAAAUCUAGACGACUACAUAGCGUACGAAUACCUCGCGAAAGUAUCAUUACCACUUUCUGAUUCAUCUGGGAGUGGACAGGCGCGCACCAUCACGCUCAGCUUCCCCGUGGGAAGUGGUGUACGCACGCCUGGUUUCUACAGGUUCAUAUACUUCAGCCAGCCCAAUAGCGAAGUCAGGAGUGUCUUAGGUAUAUCAGAUCCUUUCGAAGUGUGCAGCAAAGAAGAUGCUCUGGUUACAAUAGACCCUUGCGAGCAGGCGUCCACCAGCACGGGUCAUGGAAAGCCGAGUACCGCCACCUCCGACUUGUUCACCGACUUCACCGGCCUCGAUGUCACCAAGCUGUCGCGACACUUCGCCAAUGACCUCAACAUCGACUGACUAAAGACUUAUCUUCCCAGCUCACCUGUCGCUAGGAAGAAACGAGAACAAUAAAAAGGUAUUUUUAAGUGUAAAUGUCACUUAUAGUGACCCCUGUAUAGUUGAGACAUUUUUUUUAAAUCAUCAUCAUCAUCAUCAUCUUCUUCUUCUUCAUCAAUCCGUGUCAGUCAUUAUUGGACAUAUGUCUUGUUGAAUAUUGAGUACAUACAAUUUUUUAUCUGUUAAAUUAGUUUUAGAGUCACUAAAUUCAUUAAUAUGACAAUCUAACUACCGCAUUUUGAGUGGUCAAUAAGGGUCACUUUUUCGUGUAUUAUUAGAUGUUAACUAAAUCAAAACUUAGGGGGACCACUUAACAACUCUGUGUGGCAAUAAGUGCUAUUGAUGUUUUGAUAGUUGAUUCCUUAUUUUUAGCAGGUACAUUUUUUAUAGCACUAAACUAUAGCCUUAAGAUUAAAA